AAGGGCAAGAGCAGGCAUUCUCCUCUCUAACCUAUCUCACCAACUCGCAUCUAGAAGCAAUUACCCCUCUUUUUUUCAAUAGUCAAAAGGCUAUAAAGGUACUCCCAAAUCCCUCCCAAGGGCCGGCCUUACUGUUCCUUCACCCACAUCAAUACCCAAAACCGCUAUUUUCAUUCAGCAACCUCACCACCACCGAAAUGAACUGAAAAUCUUCUUCCCCUACUUCCUUUUCAUUUGAAUUUUUCUGGGUUCUUCUUCUUUCUUCUUCUUCUUCUGUCAAUUUCCUGAAAUGGGUCGUUCUCCUUGCUGUGAAAAAGCCCACACAAACAAAGGUGCGUGGACUAAAGAAGAAGAUGAACGUUUAAUUGCUUAUAUUCGUGCUCACGGUGAAGGCUGUUGGCGAUCUCUUCCUAAAGCUGCUGGGCUUCUUCGUUGUGGUAAGAGUUGUCGAUUGCGUUGGAUUAACUAUCUCCGUCCUGAUCUUAAACGAGGCAAUUUCACUGAAGAAGAAGAUGAGUUGAUAAUCAAGCUUCAUAGUCUUCUGGGUAACAAGUGGUCUUUGAUUGCUGGGAGAUUACCUGGAAGAACAGACAAUGAGAUUAAGAAUUACUGGAAUACUCAUAUUAGAAGGAAGCUUUUAAACAGAGGAAUCGACCCUGUUACUCAUAGACCCAUCAACGAACCAUCUCAAGAAGUGGCUUCAACAACAACAAUCUCUUUCACUGCUACUGAUGUGAAAGUGAAAGUGGAAGAAAAAUCCAUGGUGGUUGAGGAAUUUAAAGAUUUAGAAAGGGAAGAAUUCCCUUCGAUUGAAGAACGUUGUCCAGAUUUGAACUUAGAGCUCAGAAUCAGCCCACCAUAUCAACCUCACUCUGAAAAAAUUGGGGCUAAGAAUCUCUGUUUUGCUUGUAGUUUGGGAUUACAAAACAGCAAAGAUUGCAGCUGCAAAAUUGGUUGCACUUCCACUGGGAAUAACAGCAAAGUUGGGUAUGAUUUUCUUGGUAUAAAAAAUGGAAUUCUGGAUUAUAGAAGCUUGGAGAUGAAGUGAGAUAAUAUUCAAAAAUUGGGUUUAUCCUUGUUUGUUUAUCUGAUUUGCAGGGAAAUGAGGAGCUAGAUUGGUAAAAAUAUAUUAGUUUUCAAAUCUCUCUAAGUUUUCUCACUUCCCUCUGAUUUGUAAGAUUUACAAGUGCAUAUUGGUAUAGUAUAUCAGUAUAUGAUUAUGAGUACAGCUGAAGAAUUAGUUAAAUAUUUUUCCAUAUAGUUAAAAGAAAGAAGCAUACUUUGAAACUCCCUCUUUUCUCUUUUCUUUUUUCCAGAGGUUUUUUCCUUUUCUCUGUAGAAGAAGAAGAAGAAGAAAUAUAAACUUUUCUCUCUCUUUUGUAUCUUA
Benincasa hispida (wax gourd) is the source of this 1387-nucleotide messenger RNA. RefSeq names its product MYB-like transcription factor 4. The record is from RefSeq and is a predicted model, not a curated record. Lineage: Eukaryota; Viridiplantae; Streptophyta; Magnoliopsida; Cucurbitales; Cucurbitaceae.